This is a messenger RNA of Aricia agestis (brown argus), 608 nucleotides long. Its product is annotated as probable RNA-binding protein EIF1AD. Gene Ontology annotation, molecular function: RNA binding; translation initiation factor activity. Gene Ontology annotation, cellular component: nucleus. Bases 33 to 491 code for a protein of 152 amino acids. Gene Ontology annotation, biological process: translational initiation. NCBI's taxonomy places the organism in Eukaryota, Metazoa, Arthropoda, Insecta, Lepidoptera, Lycaenidae. The transcript has 4 exons. The record is from RefSeq and is a predicted model, not a curated record.
UAUAAAUUUUGUAAAAAUAAAAAUAAACAAAAAUGUCUAAAAUAACUAAACGUAAACAUGUAAUGAAUGAAGUUAUGUGGGAUGAUUAUGCUUUACCUAAAGAUAACCAGAGUAUCGUCAAAGUUUCGCGAAGCCGGGGCAAUAAUUUACAUGAGAUUAUUACCCCUCAAGGUGAAGAAUAUUUGGUGUCAAUGCCGACCAAGUUUCGAAAAAAUAUAUGGGUUAAACGUGGGGAUUACGUUCUAGUUGAAGCAAUAACAGAGGGAGACAAAGUUAAAGCGGAAAUUGUAAAAAUUAUGAAUAAGGACUCAAUAAAAUAUUAUAAAGAACAAAAAGUGUGGCCAGAAGAGUUUGACGAUGACAAAAAGGAAAGUGAAAAAAGUGAUAGUGAUGAUAUAUUUGUGAACACUAAUAGAGUGCAUAAACAAUAUUUAACAAGUGAAGACAGUAACUCAAGUGUAGAUGAUUCUAGUGAUAGUGAAUCUGAAUAAAACGUAAAAUGGUUGCUGUGUUAUUAUCUAUAUAAAAAAUAUCUAUCUUAUAGUAAUAUGGGUAAGCAACUUUACAAGAGCCUGUAAAAUAUUUUCUAUUAAUAUGGAUAAAGUUUU